AUGGCAAGCUCUUUCUAUGGGGAACUAGUCCCGGUGCCGGAAGAAACGCUCUUAGAACCCGAGAAAGGCCGCUCGAGAGGGGAAGGAUUGAUAGCGCGCACUUGCACCUACUUCCAAUUUGUUGAUAAGCACACUGGCCAGUAUGUCGCGCCGCUUUAUGAGCAGGCAACUCCACAGUUUCUUGCCGGAUUGCGAAUGAAGUGUCUUGUGGCGUCCUUGACUGGGCGCUCCCGCAACAUCAUACAGGCGGGCUACUGGGGGGUCGAUUUUGACGACUUACAUUUCGUGCUGAUGGAGAUAGACGGGCUCACGGACAUGACGUGUGAGAAGGCCCAGGCCUGGCGAAAAGGGAAGGAAUAUGUGUUAUGGAUACACACGCGCCACUUCGCAUACGCCCUUCAAGAGCCAGUUGAGCCAUAUCGAGAAACGUGGAACAAGGCGUUCUCCGAUUGGCAGAGGAACAAUGAAGGGCGCCUACGGCAUUUCCGCCCUCUAGAUUGUGCGCGUGGUCAGCCGUCGUGGUGGGUUGGGAAGUUGGAUUGGAGGCAACUAGUGGCCUAUGAGGUGCCGGAGGAGGAAGAAGAAGAAGAGGAGGACGAGGAGGGUGAGGAGGGUGAGGAGGGUGAGGAGGGUGAGGAGGACGAGGAGGACGAAGGUGAGGAUGAAGGUGAGGAUGAAGGUGAGGAUGAAGGUGAGGACGAGGGCGAGGAUGAAGACGGGGACGAGGACGGAGACGAGGACCGCGGCGGUAAGGGUAAGGGUAAGGGUACUCUACGCAGGUCUGGUCGUUCUCAAGCCUCCCAAGGCCAAACGGGUGAGGUCAGGAGGAGCGAGAGGAAGGGUACGGCGAGGGCGGCCAACGAUGCCAGCUCUCCCCCAGUUACUUUGCGUAGGCGGUCGCAACGGACGUCUACGAGCAGGGGUCAAGGUGCUCCGGGCGAUAACGGGGAGCGACCUGCCAAGCGAGUACAAGUUGCUUCAACACCAGCUGCCGGCCCUUCCGGCUAUGUCUCCCCCAGCUCGUCAAGCCAUGCAGCACCUCUUUUGCCUGUAGCCGAAUCUUCCUCCAGGGUGGUACCUGGUACUCGCGAAGCUACGGAUGAGGGCAGUGACCCAAGGCCGACAAAGAGGGCUCGUUCUGACGCGCCUUCGGCCAAGGAGAAAGGCAAGCAGAGAGCCUCUGACGACGCGCCUACCGCGGGCGCCAGCCACACCUUUCGUUCCUCUUCCCUCCCCUCUCCCCCCCAUGCUGCCCCCUCGGGUGGCCAGGCUUCAGGCGAAUGGCUAGCGCGACGAGGUACGUCUGUGUCAAGGCACGAACAUCUUCGAGCCGAGAAUCAAGUGAGUCCAGCCGAGACACAAGAUGCACGAGCUCCCGCCGCUCCUGCUCCUGCUCCCGCCGCUCCUGCUCCUGCUCCCGCCGCUCCUGCUCCUGCUCCUGCUCCUGCUCCUGCUCCUGCUCCUGCUCCUGCUCCUGCUCCUGCUCCUGCUCCUGCUCCUGCUCCUGCUCCUGCUCCCGCUCCUGCUCCUACUCCCACCCCUAUUCCUACUCCCACCCCUAUUCCUCCCACCACGCCGGCUCCAGCUCCAGCUCCUGCCCCCGCUGGCCAAUCAACACUGCCGGCACCGCUUGGGACACUGCUUGAGGGUGAAUCGCUGGAGGAUCAUGGCUCCGUUGAUAUGAGUCUGAGUAGCGCAGGCAAAGGAGCCCCAGAAGAGACCUCGGGUGCGCAGACCGGGUAUCCUCAAAGGCCCGUUCAACAGCCAAGCGCCGCAAGUGCAGCAGACGUGCACAGGGAGCUAUCCGAGGCGAGGAGUCUCCUCACCCAAGUGAGGUCGAACAGGCCAGUUCACUCAACCACGCCUGGUGAGGUUGCAGGAUCUUCUCGUACCCGCUUGACUGGCGCUGAAAGGGAGAGGAUUGUGAGCGACGCAACCGUGGCUGUGCAAAAUGCUGCUCAGGUUCUGGAGCGUGUGACUGGCCGCCAGGUACAACUUGAUUUGCCAACAAUCCGCCAGGCAGAAGCUCAGCCUCAGUCAAGUGCUGAAUCUCCGCUGGUGAGCACCAAGGCUCCGCAACCGUCUCCUGUGGCAGGGUCGAGUAGGCAGCAGGUUGAACAAUUACCACCCCAAAGGCCAAGAGAUAUGGAGGAGAUCGGCAAUCGAAUGUCCGACCUUGACCUGGCCAACCGCGCGCCUGUUCGAGCAGGGAGGCAGCCGGGAGGCAGCUCUUCGCCUCCGCAGGGUGCCUAG
Molecule: messenger RNA, 2253 nt
Organism: Rhizoctonia solani
Lineage: Eukaryota; Fungi; Basidiomycota; Agaricomycetes; Cantharellales; Ceratobasidiaceae
Exons: 6
Coding region: 1-2253 (750 amino acids)
Source: RefSeq, a predicted model, not a curated record